UGUCCCGGAAGAUUAUAAAAAAAAUCCAGGAGCAGUCGAAGCCAUAGCCGAGCAGCCAGGGCAUCCAGAUAAUAUUCUAAUCGGUUACAAUAGAGGUUUGAUGGUAUUGUGGAACAAAGCUACUCCGGGAGCUCAACAGCUGAUGGGUUUGUUUUCGCGUGCGCAGACAUUCGUCUCCACGCAACAGUUGGAAUCGGUCCACUGGAUCUCCGAGAAUCGCUUCGUUUCGUCGCACAAUGACGGUUCCUAUGCGUUUUGGAGUCCGGGUAACGAUGCUGUGCCAGAUCCCACAACACUUUAUGGACCAUUCCCAUGCAAGGCCGUCACUAAGAUCCUCGUAUAUCCUACCGCGGAACACGGCGAACUUGUACUGUUCUCCGGUGGUAUGCAACGUGCCAGUUACGGAGAUCGACACACGAUUACUGUCAUGACCAAGGAGAAACAUUUAGUUUUCGAUUUUACAUCUAAAAUCAUCGAUUUCUUCACCGUCUUCCCUAAGGAAGACGAAGAGAACAAUGAGAGCCCUAUCAGUCCGGAAGCACUUAUAGUGCUGGCUGAAGAAGAAUUAGUAGCUAUCGAUUUAACUAAUCCCGAUUGGAAGAUGAUGGCUCUGCCUUAUCUAGUAUCCCUUCAUGCGAGCGCGGUAACUUGUUCUCAACAUGUGCCUAAUGUCCCCGAGGAACUUUGGGAGGCGAUCGUAGCGGCCGGUAAAGCACAAACCGAACAUCUUUAUUCAGAUAAGCCGUGGCCCAUCGACGGCGGCAAUAUCCUCUGUCAGAAACCAGCGAAUCCUGACAAACCUAAACACAGAGAACUACUACUCACUGGACACGAGGACGGCACUGUCAGAUUCUGGAAUGCGUCCGACGUUGCUCUGACGCCUCUAUACAAGUACAACUCAUCGAUUCUGUUUACUGGUGAACACUUAGAUGUCCUCGAACAGCCGCCAGAGGAUGAUGAUGAUGAAUGGCCGCCGUUUAAAAAAGUGGGAAUCUUUGAUCCAUAUUCCGAUGAUCCGCGACUCGCCGUUAAGAAGGUUCUUCUUUGCCCGUUGUCUUCGACGUUGGUAAUCGCCGGCACAGCUGGACACGUUAUCACUGCAACGAUCUCCUCAGAACCAAGCAAUAAGGAGAUAAAGGCUGUAACAAUGAAUAUUGUUAACGAUCGUGACGGGUUUGUGUGGAAGGGUCACGAUCAUUUGCCACCGAGAACGACGAGUAUAUCGUUCGCAGUCGGAUUUCAAUCGCAAAGUCUGUUGCAAUUAUAUCCGCCGGCUGCCAUUACGGCUUUAGCAUUGCAUAGCGAAUGGGGAUUACUUGCCGCUGGCACAGCGCACGGACUCGCAGUCUUUGAUUACACCAGAUCGAAGGCCGUCAGUGUCAAAUGCACGCUUAAUCCAAACG
This is a messenger RNA of Pogonomyrmex barbatus (red harvester ant), 1403 nucleotides long. RefSeq names its product LLGL domain-containing protein l(2)gl (gene l(2)gl). Gene Ontology annotation, biological process: cortical actin cytoskeleton organization; regulation of establishment or maintenance of cell polarity; Golgi to plasma membrane transport. Gene Ontology annotation, cellular component: plasma membrane; cytoplasm; cortical actin cytoskeleton. The record is from RefSeq and is a predicted model, not a curated record. Gene Ontology annotation, molecular function: GTPase activator activity; syntaxin binding; myosin II binding. NCBI's taxonomy places the organism in Eukaryota, Metazoa, Arthropoda, Insecta, Hymenoptera, Formicidae.